AUGGAUUGAUGAUAUGGAUCGUUGUUAUCUUAGGCUCCCAACUUCCAGCCCAGGAGGGUGGCGACCCGUUUCCAUACGAACCCUAACCGCCACGGGUGCGGUGGUGCGAUCACGUGCCAGCGCAGCAGCAUCCAAAAUUCCAAAUCGGAAAUUCGAGAGCGAAAGAGAGAGAUAGAGGGCGAGAGAUCGAGAGCAGGCUUCGUAAACCCUAGAAGUAACCCCCCCGGUACCCAUUAUUUCCAACAUUUAUCUCUCCCUCUCUCCUCGUUUGUUGAUUGUCUCUGUUCGUCCUUCUUCAACAACAGCAAAAUCUCUGCAAAUUUUGAAUUCUUUGUCAAUUUCCAAUUUCAGAGAUGUGUAUGCUAUAUGGCAGGUAUUCACAUCCACGCAAAUUGGCAAGGCCCAGGGAAGCUUUCCCAAAUUGAGAUGCUGAUGCCUAUGUUAUUGGAGCUUAGAGAUGUACCAUUUUGGGAAGCAUUAAAGAACAGUCUAUGCUCUAUAGCAACACAUGGAAGUCGGCCAUUUUGAAAAAGGAGAAGCUUACAUUUCCAUAUUUACUUACAAGUUUACAUUUCCAUUUUUACGUACAAGGUUUUGAAAUAAGAGGCAGAGGACUGUCAUUUUCUUAAGAGUGAAGAGCCUAAUAAAGUUUUGCACUGUCUUACUGUCAAAUGUCAGAAGGUGCUAUGGCAGUAGUUAAACCUGAGAUGAAGUCUUACAUCUGGCUCCAAACUGCUGAUGGUUCAAUUCAACAAGUGGAGGAAGAAGUUGCCAUGUUUUGCCCCAUGAUAUGCCGGGAAAUACUUCAAACGGGCAUGGGAUCGUCCAAAAAUUAUGCGAUUACUCUUCCACAACGAGUCAGUGCUGCCAUCUUGGGUUUAAUACUUGACUACUGUCGAUUUCAUCAAGUACCCGGUCGCUCAAAUAAGGAGCGGAAGUCUUUUGAUGAAAAGUUUGUUCGGAUGGAUACAAAAAAGUUAUGUGAGUUGACAUCUGCUGCUGACAGCCUCCAAUUGAAGCCUCUGGUUGAUCUUACCAGCCGUGCACUUGCACGAAUUAUUGAGGGGAAAAGUCCUGAAGAAAUACGGGAGACCUUCCAUUUGCCUGAUGAUCUAACUGAGGAGGAGAAGCUGGAGCCUUUGAAAAAUACAACUGAUGAUCCACGCAUCCGCCUUUUGAACCGCUUGUAUGCAAGGAAGAGAAAAGAAUUGAAAGAGAGGGAGAAAUUAAAGAAUGUUGAGGUUGAAGAGGAGCGUGUUGACAAUCGCUCAGUUGAUGAUCUCUUGUCAUUUAUAAAUGGGGGAGAUGGAGAUUCAAAGGGGGUUAGAGCUAAUAAAAAUAAAAAGAAAAACAGACGAAGGAAAGAUCAAGUGAAGGAGUCUUCAAGCAGUACUAAUGGAAACCAUCAGAAAGUUGAGACCACCGAACUCUGUGAUCUGGAUGUCCUAUCUGCUAGUGAUGAGCUUGAAAAUCUCAGGGCAAGUAGUCCCAAUAAAUCUUCUAAGUUGCAGGAUUCUGCCUGCAUGACCUUUUCACCUAAGCUUGAGUUUGAUGAUGGUGACAUUGAUGAUGAACUAGAUCCGGCAAUGAAGGAAGAACUUGACAGGGAAGUGGAGGAUUUUGCUCGGAGACUUAAUUCUGUUUGGCCAGAAAGAAUGCAGGAAAUUCUAUCGUUGGGCCAGGAAAGAAGGCUUGUACCAUUAUCUAUGAAUAGCAAUGGUUCCUCACAUAGAUAUACAAGUUUGGACCGGAGAUAAUAAUCCUACAAUAGGAUGACUGAUUUCUUGUGGUGGCCAGCCUGCUGCAGUGGUUUUGAGAACAUCAUGAACGCAGGGUUUGGUGCUGUUGGACCCUUGAGAAGAUGGCAGUGGUUUUUGAAAGACUGCAUGUAAGUAUUUAUGUUUUUUUUUGUGUUGCCGUCGCUGGAAUGCAAUUUAGGUCUUUUGGUCAUCCUCUAUGUUUGAGGAAGGGGGGGAAAAUGUGAGCAAAAUCCGCUCAUUCCUCUGGAAACUUUAAAUUUGUUGUUUUUGAUUCUCAGCCAUUUGACAUCGGCUGGCUGCUGUACUUUGAAACCCGAGUCAAUUUCACAUUUUCUUAUUAUUGUUAUUAUUAUUAAUAUUCUUUUGGAAUCA
Malania oleifera is the source of this 2132-nucleotide messenger RNA. Its product is annotated as SKP1-like protein 21. Gene Ontology annotation, biological process: SCF-dependent proteasomal ubiquitin-dependent protein catabolic process. Gene Ontology annotation, cellular component: nucleus; cytoplasm. The record is from RefSeq and is a predicted model, not a curated record. The transcript has 10 exons. NCBI's taxonomy places the organism in Eukaryota, Viridiplantae, Streptophyta, Magnoliopsida, Santalales, Ximeniaceae. Bases 672 to 1757 code for a protein of 361 amino acids. Gene Ontology annotation, molecular function: cullin family protein binding.